Molecule: messenger RNA, 381 nt
Organism: Brenthis ino (lesser marbled fritillary)
Lineage: Eukaryota; Metazoa; Arthropoda; Insecta; Lepidoptera; Nymphalidae
Source: the annotation of a GenBank genome assembly
AUGAUCUUCUCACGAAAUAAUGAGUAUAUUAGAAAAGGAAAAGGAUUUAGAAGAUGCCAACCAAAUCGACUCCGUGUAUGGUUAUAUCUUGCAGACGAGGAAGACCUAGAUGAUGACGCGCUAGGUGAUUACGACAAUACUGUGCCCACUGAUAUCGCUGGGACGUAUGAAAUCCACACUGAUUUACCCGCAGAGCCUGAAAAUACGCAAGGUGAGCCCGGUCUUUCAACUUCGAAAAAGCCAAGACUGCCGAAGAAGUCACCAAAAUGUGUUCCAGACUGGAAAAAGUGGACUGUUGAAAAAAUACAAAAGAUGGUGAAUGUGCCACAGCUCCAGGUUAUAACAUAUUAUAAUAAAAACAUGGGGGACAUAGAUCUCCAU